Messenger RNA from Nannizzia gypsea CBS 118893, 3183 nucleotides. Its product is annotated as U3 small nucleolar RNA-associated protein 21. Lineage: Eukaryota; Fungi; Ascomycota; Eurotiomycetes; Onygenales; Arthrodermataceae. Gene Ontology annotation, biological process: rRNA processing. Gene Ontology annotation, cellular component: small-subunit processome; Pwp2p-containing subcomplex of 90S preribosome. The record is from RefSeq and is a predicted model, not a curated record. Gene Ontology annotation, molecular function: protein binding. The coding region runs from base 1 to 3183 and encodes 1060 amino acids. The transcript has 5 exons.
AUGGCUGAUGAAGCUUUUGACCUGCCACUGGCUAAGCGGCAGAAGGUCGUGACGGAGAAGCCCAGCCAUUCACAGGCGCCAGACGGAUCUCGCAUCUUCACCCCCUUCAGAACAUUGGGCCUUGUUUCGUCGACGUCCGUUCCGUUCACCUCGAUUCCGCUAGGCAAGACAACUUUUCAAAUAACAACUUCAGUCGGCCAUUCCCUGCAGACCUAUGAUUUACGACGAGGCCUCAGUCUUGUCUUCUUGACCCGGCCACAGACGCCAGCUCUGAUCACGGCGAUUCAUGCAUGGAAGGACCGUGUGUUUGCUGCCUGGGGUGGCCAGUCCGUGACCCAGCAGCGCGGUGUUUGGGUGUUUAAGCGUGGAAAGAAGGUAGCGGAGCUCGAAAUGCCAGCCAUUGUCCCCGGGUCUGCCGCCCAGUCGGUUGAUCGACUGGUUGUAUUUGGAUCAUGGGUUGUGGGGUGCUGCAGCAACUGUCUUAUCAUAUGGAAAUCGGCGGAUUACUCUCAUUAUACAACCCUUAUUCCCGCAGCCACAAAGGAAUUCACCAAGCUCGUCCCAGAUUCCCUAUGUACCAUGCCCACAUACCUCAACAAGGUUUUUGUUGGACGGUCUGACGGCUGUGUCGAUAUCUGGAAUGUAUCUACUGGAAAAUUGGUGUACUCGGUUCUUCCUACUUUGCCAGGCGCAGGCGCAGUCAGCGCAUUGCAGCCUGCUCCGGCUCUGUCUCUCAUGGCAAUCGCAUAUGCAUCCGGCGCGUUGGUAAUCCAUAAUGUUCGAACGGACAAACCUGUGCUUUGCCUAAAAAAGCCUGGCAUGACGAACAGCUCGCCCAUAACGUCUAUCUCAUUUCGGACGGACGGAAUUGGCGCCGGAGAGGAUGGCCGGAAGGAUGGCGUAAUGGCAACCGCCAGCGCUGACGGCGGCGAUAUCGUCAUGUGGGAUCUGAAUAAUGGUGGUCGUGUCACGGGCGUUGUGAGGAACGCGCAUGAACCAUCUGGGGAAGACCGCGGUGUGCAGAUAAAUAAAGUCGAGUUUUUGCCGGGCCAGCCGGUAAUGGUUUCAACCGGCUCAGACAAUGCCUUACGCACCUGGAUAUUCGACCAGACUCCUUUUUCUCCAACCCCAAGACCGCUGCAUGCCAGGUCCGGCCACUCCGCGCCUAUUACGAAAGUCAUGUUUGUUCCCUCAGGAUCUGAUGGUUCUGAAGUAGUAGGCAAGUGGCUGCUGAGCGCUGGCCAGGAUCGCAGUUUGUUCGGUCUCAGUUUGCGCAAAGAUUCCCAGAGUGCAGAGCUCUCUCAAGGGAAUGUAAAGAGCAAAGCCAAAAAAAUGGGGACAUCAAGUACACCAGCUGGCCAGCAGACUAUCCGUUAUGAGGUAUUGAAAGCUCCUGAAAUAACCUGCCUGGCUUGCUCUCUGAACCGAGAUGGUGGCAUGGGAACGGUCGCUGGAGGGCCCAUAUGGACUAAUGCAAAGGCUGUAAGUGCCGAGAACACAAACAUGACCGGUUGGGAGAGCGUUGUUACUGGGCAUAAGGGUGACAAGUUUGCCCGUACUUGGAUUUGGGGCAAGAAGAAGGCCGGUCGCUGGGCUCUGGAAACUGGCGACGGCACCGAGGUGAAGAGUGUUGCCAUGUCGCAAUGCGGAACGUUUGCGUUGGUUGGCUCUGACGGUGGUUCGCUAGUUAUGUAUAACCUGCAAUCAGGCAUCCGUCGACAAUCAUUCCCACCACGCUUGACACCUGCCCAAGCGAAGAAAGCGAAACUACAACGGCUAGUUGAUGCAGAUGAAAACGAACUUGAUCCAAGGAAAUCUACGAAACAUACUAAGGCUAUUACAGGUAUUGUAGUUGAUAGUUUAAACACUACCGUGAUCAGCUGUGGACUUGAUGGCAAGGUUAAAUUUUGGAGCUUGCUUACAGGCCAGCUUCUGGAUGAGUUGGACUGGAAUCCCAUGUGUGCUAUCACAGGCCUCCGGUUCAGCAGCACUAGUGACCUUCUAGCUCUCAGCUGUGACGAUCUAUCCAUACGUGUAAUUGACACCCAGACCAAAAAGCUAGUCCGUGAACUUUGGGGAUGUGUUGGCCAGGUUAAUGAUUUCACCAUCUCAAAUGAUGGACGCUGGAUUGUUGCUGCCUCUAUGGACUCGGUUAUUCGCGUCUGGGAUUUACCAACUGGCCAUCUGAUUGAUGCAUUUAGGCUGAAGAACACAUGUGUUGCACUCUCGUUCUCAAGCACUGGGGAGUUUCUUGCUACUGCCCAUGCAGAGGGUGUUGGUAUCAAUCUUUGGAACAAUAAGAGCCUGUUUAUUCAUGUUCCAACAAGGCAUAUAGAGGAAGACACGUCUGUAGUGGCUGCAGCUCCAACAGCAUCAGGAGAAGGUGGAGUUGCUAUGAUCGAAGCAGCCUUUGAUGACAAUGGAUCAUCAGACGACCAGAAACCGCUGGUGCUUACCCCUGAACAGCUUUCCCGGGACAUGAUGACUUUGAGUAUGACCCCAAAAACUAGAUGGCAGACUCUCCUGCAUCUUGACACUAUAAAGCAACGAAAUAAGCCCAAGGAAGCUCCAAAAAAACCAAAGAAGGCUCCUUUUUUCCUACCAUCUCUUGAGUCAAAAACUAUAGCUGGUGCAGCAGGUCCAGGCAGCACCUCUGUUGACCAAGAUGAAAACGAGAUGAAGAACCUACAAACAGAACGGAGCCGCAUCGCGCGGAUACAGCGGAUGAAUGGGUCUGGUGAAGGGCAAUCAUCGAAAUUUACAGCUUUGCUCCACUCCGCUGGGCUAGCUGAUAACUUCACACCGUUUAUUGAGUACUUGAAACUGCUCUCCCCGGCAAAUACUGAUCUAGAAAUACGCUCGCUCGACCCAAGAGGCCAAAAUCACCAGGGUAAUGAGUUGGCUCUCUUUGUUCGAGCGCUGACGGAGCGACUCCGACAGAAACGAGACUUCGAGCUGGUCAACACAUGGAUGGCCGUUUUUCUGCGUGUUCAUGACGAUGCUGUCGAAGCGGCUGUUGGGCCGCAGUCGAGUGAUAGCAACGGAGGCCUCUUCGGACCCAAUGUGGCUUUACAGCAGGCUCUGAGUGAGUGGAAGGUUGAGCAGGAGAGCGAAUCUAAGCGUCUAGCUGAUCUGGUCAGCUACUGUCGUGGUAUUGUUGGCUUCUUACGAUCGGCGCGGUAA